Molecule: messenger RNA, 3560 nt
Organism: Pangasianodon hypophthalmus (striped catfish)
Lineage: Eukaryota; Metazoa; Chordata; Actinopteri; Siluriformes; Pangasiidae
Gene: btbd10a
Product: BTB (POZ) domain containing 10a
Exons: 9
Coding region: 333-1703 (456 amino acids)
Biological process (GO): positive regulation of phosphorylation
Cellular component (GO): cytoplasm
Molecular function (GO): protein binding
Source: RefSeq, a predicted model, not a curated record
GCAGGCUGGCUGCUUCCCUAUUGGACAUUAAGUGAACUAGAUAGGGUGCCUAAGCCACUAGUUCACACCCUUAAAUAGUGCGCGUGCAUAAGGGAUCAGCGUGCUAUUUGAGAUUCAGCCAGGGCCUUCUUGUUUAUGGAGGAUUAAAAUUAGCGUUAGCAAGAUAUUAGCCUUUUAAAUCCGACUCUAAGGAAGUCUAAACCGAAGUCUGAGCUAGAGACUGAAAUAAAACUCCGAGGGUGAGGGCGGUGAAAGAGUUUAUUUAAAGUGCUGACUGGGCAUGAGAGUUGCAGACCUGUCCGUGUCGAUAAACCCGUGGGAUUUGGGAGGACAUGGCUGCACGGCCGCUUUCUUAUGACAGCAACUCGAGCGACACCGAAAACUGCGAGCAGAGAUCCAGUUCCCGACCUCGCCGCGUUUACAGACACUCGAGCAGUGGCAGUAGGCUGCGAGGCUCACAGCUGCACAGCGAGGUGGCGAGGAUGAGCGUGCACGGGGCCGAGCACUGCAGGGAGAGGCGUCGCUCUGGAGAUCGCUCCAGGGAUUCGUCUCACGAACGGGCCGAGGGCCAGCUCACGCCCUGCAUCAGGAACGUCACGUCUCCUACACGUCAGCAGCUCAGCGAUCGAGAGAGAGAAGCGGGAUCUUGGUCGAGGUCCGCGAGUCCCAGGCCUCAGAAAGGCUCCGGCUCCUUCUGCACAGAUUCUCACAGUAAACCUCACGGCUCAGACAUGAUUUACGUGUACGAAAACGUGAAGGAGGGCUCUCGGAGCGUGAGGACGGCGGAGAGGGUGACGCUCAUCGUGGACAACACGCGCUUCGUCGUCGACCCCGCAGUCUUCACCGCUCAGCCCAACACCAUGCUCGGCAGGAUGUUCGGAGCUGGGAGGGAGUACAACUUCACCCGGCCCAAUGAGAAGGGCGAGUACGAGGUGGCCGAGGGCAUCAGCUCCACCGUAUUCCGAGCCAUCCUGGAUUAUUACAAAUCGGGGAUAAUCCGCUGCCCUGAUGGGAUCUCCAUUCCCGAGCUGAGGGAGGCAUGUGACUACCUCUGCAUCUCCUUCGACUACAGCACCAUCAAGUGCAGAGAUCUGAGCGCACUGAUGCACGAGCUGUCGAACGACGGCGCGCGGCGGCAGUUCGAGUCGUACCUGGAGGAGAUGGUGCUGCCGCUGAUGGUGGCCAGCGCUCAGAGCGGAGAGAGGGAGUGCCACGUGGUGGUGCUCACUGACGACGACGUGGUGGACUGGGAUGAAGAGUAUCCGCCACAGAUGGGCGAGGAGUACUCUCAGAUUAUCUACAGCACAAAACUGUAUCGAUUCUUCAAAUACAUCGAGAAUCGGGAUGUUGCCAAGUCGGUGUUAAAGGAGAGAGGACUGAAGAAAAUCCGAUUAGGCAUUGAAGGUUAUCCCACCUACAAGGAGAAAGUGAAGAAGCGUCCCGGCGGCCGGCCCGAGGUCAUCUAUAACUACGUGCAGAGACCGUUCAUCCGCAUGUCCUGGGAGAAAGAGGAGGGAAAGAGCCGCCACGUCGACUUCCAGUGCGUGAAGAGCAAAUCCAUCAGCAACCUGGCGGCGGCGGCGGCGGACACGCCUCACGACCAGCUGGUGGCGCUGCACGCCGGGCCUCAAGUGGACGAACUGGACAUCCUGCCAAACCACCAUCACCACCCUGAUCCGGACGCUCCAGCUCCGGCUGUAUGAAUUUUAUAAACACCAGCGUAGUCUGGACACACUGGCUGAAUCCACGCAACACACACACACGCACACGCACACGUCACUGCAGACGGGCAGCCAAACCCACGAUGCCUUUCCGAGCCCCUCCCUGCCUUAAGAGACCUGUGUGCUGAACGCUGUAGGGUUCAGAGCAGUGGAUCAGCGAGUGUAUCCCAUCCAGGCAGUGUUCAGAGGGAAAUACCACUCCAUGGACAAACGCUAUGAUUAUCUACUGAUGAUGAUGAUGAUGAUGAUGAUGUAUGUGGCCUGCAAAUAUCCAGUUCUUCGUCUGAGUUUUAGAGCCCUGACACACCAAGCCUACAACACAGCUAGCCCAAACACAGGGCUCGACAAAUCAUAAAUUCAUUACUGAGCCAACGCAAAGCUCCGCUGUGCUUCCCGGUCUCACGUUUUGACCCGGAAACCUAAUUAACCAGGAUAAACAGUGUUAUCUAAUAUAUUGUAAUGUAAUGUAAUAAUGCAGAUAGGCGAGAUAGUUAGGUAGCUAGUUAAGUGCAUUAAUGUAGACUAAGAGAAAACAAAAAAAGUAUAUGAUCGACUAAAACUCAUAACUUGGAAUUAUUUCAACCUCUUGACUAGGAAGAAACAAAGUAAACUCAGGACGGUCUCUGAAACCCUGAGUUCAGCAAGUGACGUCAAAGCAACAUGGCUGCUCACAGUAAACAAAGUAGCACUUCUUCGCCUUUAAAUGGAGUUAUACCGUAUAUACAAGUAUUUGCUUUAGUAUAUAGUAUUUAUCAACAUACAGAAACAUUCACUCGUCGAAUUUAUAACACUGACUGUAUACAGUUCGCAUAUCACAAACGUUAGCUGGCUGGCUUGUUGCUAACAAAAGAUGAAAAGCAGCCAUGUUUUUCCCCCUACUUUGUAGGUCAAAAAUGACGUAGUUCUGACUUCCGAGGUAACAAAAGGAAGAAUUUAAAUUUGCCAGCAGCAACAAGUGUCCCAAAUCACAUACUAGUGGACUAAGUGUAUCUAUAGAAUCUGUACUGUUUUGACGUACUAUUUAACACGCUUCAGGCUCGCACAUCAAACUAGCGAGCCUAGCUACCGCAGUGAUGGCACUGUAAACCUGUGUAAAUGGUCUGCUUGGUGAGUUUAGAUCGAGUUAGAUACAGCCGUGCUUUUCCCCUUCACUGAUUCACUGCACCGUCUUCCACCAACCUCAGCCAAAAAAAAAAAAAAAAAAAAAAACAAACACAAGCGACGGUCGGCUUGGUGCGUCACAGCUCACGGACUCAUAAACCAAUGCAAGCACACGAACAAAAAGCCUCAAAACGUUAAUCAUUAAGACAUCGAGCGCAGCACAAUCUGUCUCGUCCAAACAUUUCAGCAGGUCUAAUCUAACACACACACACACACACACAGAGAGGCUUUCUGCGGUACGAGUGUGGUCACACACCGUUCUCCUGUUGUCCGUCUGAUGAAGGAAACUAAAGAGCGGUUCUUUACCAGAGCAGGAUUAGAUUAGAGCUGUGCUUGCUGUUCGAUUGUGUCUGGGGUCCUCAGUUUUAAAGGCUACAGGUUUUCCUGCUUCCACGUGUCUAACGACUUUUGAAGGCGUGUCUCCUGUUUGGUGAUUGAUAGAUUAGAUUGGGCAAAAGGAGUAAAACGGUGAUCUGAGCCACUACUGAUGAGCCUCGCACAGCUUCUCAGUCAAAUGUAAAACCGUACACGUGAUGUCACAACCUCUAAUUGUACUUUUCUUAUUUGUUCCUUUUUAUUUUUAGCGGCAGGGCGACACCACUUUGUUUCGAACACCACCUCGUUUUAUAGCUUGAUGUGUAUUUUAAUAAAAGGUAUCCGAUUGCUGUGGUUUGUCAA